AACAGGCUCGGACGCUCCUCCGGGCUCGGUAAAGUCGCUGGCGAAGGGAUCACACCUCUUUCGGUGUCGUAUAUAAGUGCAAAAGCAGCAUUAGAAGCUGCAUCGCAAAGGAAACUAUCGUUGCAAGCAUAAUGCGUACGUUCGCGGUAGUGUUGGCCACCGUGCUGGCCGUGGCCGUGUCGGCCGAGGUGUAUUUUGAGGAAGGUUUCAAAGACGAUUCCUGGCAAAAGACGUGGGUCCAGAGUGAACACAAGGGCGUCGAGUAUGGCAAGUUUGUGCAGACGGCCGGAAAGUUCUUCAACGAUGCUGCAGCCGACAAAGGUCUGCAAACCUCGCAGGAUGCUCGAUUCUACGCACUGUCCAACAAGUUCACACCAUUCUCGAACAAGGACGACACGCUCGUCAUCCAGUUCUCGGUGAAGCACGAGCAGAACAUUGACUGCGGUGGCGGAUACCUGAAGGUGUUCGACUGUUCCGUCGAUCAGAAGGACCUGCACGGUGACACGCCGUACCUGGUCAUGUUCGGACCGGACAUUUGCGGACCGGGCACGAAGAAGGUGCACGUGAUCUUCAGCUACAAGGGCAAAAACCACCUGGUCAACAAGGACAUCCGGUGCAAGGAUGACGUGUUCACGCAUUUCUACACGCUGGUCGUGCGAUCGGACAACACGUACGAGGUGUUGAUCGACAACGAGAAGGUUGAAUCGGGUAGCCUGGAGGAGGACUGGGACUUCCUGCCACCGAAGAAGAUCAAGGAUCCGGAAGCCAAGAAGCCGGAAGACUGGGACGAUCGGGCCACCAUCCCCGACCCGGACGACACCAAGCCGGAGGACUACGACAAACCGGAACACAUCCCGGAUCCGGAUGCGACCAAGCCGGACGAUUGGGACGACGAGAUGGAUGGCGAAUGGGAGCCACCUAUGAUCGAUAACCCCGAGUAUAAGGGCGAGUGGAAGCCCAAGCAGAUCGACAACCCGGCGUACAAGGGUGUCUGGGUGCACCCGGAGAUCGACAAUCCGGAGUACGUCGAGGACAAGAACCUGUACCUGCGCGAGGAGGUGUGCGGCGUCGGUAUCGACGUGUGGCAGGUCAAAUCGGGCACGAUCUUCGACAACUUCCUGUUCACGAACGAUCUUGAGGUUGCGAAGAAGGCAGCCGCCACCGUGAAGGCCACGCAGGAGGGCGAGAAGAAGGUGAAGGACGCCCAGGAAGCGGAAGAGCGCAAGAAGGCUGAGGAGGAGGCGGCCGCCGAGGAAGCGGCAAAGGAUGACGAGGAUGAGGACGAUGAGGAUGACGCGGACAACGCUCUGCCCGGCGAAGCGACGGAAGUCGACGACGAGGGACACGAUGAGCUGUAAGCAGGCGGCAUCUACACAACAAACAAAAAGCUCUAAUAUACGUCGAGGCGGGCCCUUUACGUAUUCCUAUGGAAUGCGGCACACACAUGGGCCGAAGGAAGAAAACCAAUUCGACUGCCACGAAACACAGAACCCCUUACCAACGGACGGACGCAGGAUAAACGACAUACCACAGACAUACACACACACACACAUGAGUCAUUUGGACAUGUUGCAGGAAGAGAGCGAGCGAGAGCGUGAGAGAGAUCAGAGAGAAGCUGGGACUGAUGGGUGGGACGCACAUGACGGACUAGGGCGCCAAAUGGGAGAUUUUUUGUUGUUGCGCUAAAGAUAUCCUUUCGCGCAGGAGCUUAGACCCGAGGAAAGCUGCGGAAGUGCUAUUUUCCUCGCACACACACACCUCUCUCUAAACUACCGGAACGCAUUUAGCCGCGGUACGCAGUGUGUUCCCAAUCAAUCGAAAAGCAAAGAGACGUGUUGUUUCAGUUGGCGUGCGUUCGUCGAUUGCUUUGGCUCAGAGCUCAUGCACCACCAUCGAGACAGUUGUUUUUUCCCUGUUAUGAUUUAGAUUUUUCUAUGUUCCCUUGUACAUUUGUGGUGUCUCCUUUGCCAUGGUUCUGGUGCGAAUUGUUGAUACGCGCUCACGGAGGGGUGGCACGCGUCUGUUUGACUUUGUUCAAGUAGUCAUCGCAAAAGAAAAAAAGGACGUGCCCUACAACCGCGACCCGGAAGGAAGGGGGACGAACGCACACAACACAAACACACACACACACACAUGAUAUGGUGAGGUCGGAUCAUCAUGGAAUCUCACAUGCAGCCUCUCUCAAAGCCCUCCGUUGCAUGUGUCGUUUAGUUGAUGAUAGGUAUGGAGACAGCAUGAACAAGAAAAAAACAA
Molecule: messenger RNA, 2253 nt
Organism: Anopheles nili
Lineage: Eukaryota; Metazoa; Arthropoda; Insecta; Diptera; Culicidae
Product: calreticulin
Exons: 3
Coding region: 132-1358 (408 amino acids)
Biological process (GO): protein folding
Cellular component (GO): endoplasmic reticulum membrane; endoplasmic reticulum
Molecular function (GO): calcium ion binding
Source: RefSeq, a predicted model, not a curated record